AUGUAUGCCAAGAGGUCUGAAGAACAGGGGCCACGCAGAGGAAGGUCUUUUGACUCUGUAAAUCAUGCUUAUGAGGAGAAGCAGCUCAACAAAGAAGUUAUAUUUAUUUUAUUUAUUGAGACCCAGGACAACAGGAGCAUCUCCUCUGGAAGGUCCACCAGCUCUGAGAAAGGCACUGUAACUAUCAUAUUCUCACUGAGAAAUGAAGUUGGUGGUCUAGUCAAGGCACUUAGGCUUUUCCAGGAAAAACAUGUCAACCUUGUUCAUAUUGAGUCCCGCAAGUCCAAACGAAGGAAUUCAGACUUUGAGAUCUUUGUGGAUUGUGACAGUGACCAUGAACAGCUCAAGGAGCUGACUCAGCUGCUAAGGAAGCAUGCUGAUAUUAUUGAGAUUACUCCAUUUGAAAACUCCACUCUGUCUGAUGAUGAUAUUGCUGGUGUGCCCUGGUUCCCUAAGAAGAUCUCUGAUUUGGAUCUGUGUGCAAACAGGGUUUUGAUGUAUGGCUCUGAAUUAGAUGCAGAUCAUCCGGGAUUUAAAGACAACACGUAUCGUAAAAGAAGAAAGUAUUUUGCUGAUUUGGCUAUGAGCUACAAGCUUGGUGAUCCUAUUGUUCGUAUAGACUUCACACCAGAGGAGGUGCGUACUUGGGGAGUGGUGUUCAGGGAGCUCAACAAGUUGUACCCCAGCCAUGCCUGCAAGGAGUAUCUGAAGAACCUCCCUCUGUUGACCAAAUACUGUAACUACAGUGAAGACAACAUUCCACAGCUGGAGGACGUUUCACACUUCCUCAAGGAACGUUCAGGCUUCAUCAUUCGGCCAGUAGCAGGGUACCUCUCCCCCAGAGAUUUUCUGGCAGGCCUGGCCUUCAGAGUAUUCCACUGCACUCAGUAUGUCCGCCACAGCUCCGAGCCUUUGUAUACACCUGAACCAGACACAUGCCAUGAACUGCUGGGUCAUGUUCCUCUGCUGGCUGAGCCCAGCUUUGCCCAGUUCUCUCAAGAAAUUGGUUUAGCAUCACUGGGAGCGUCAGAUGAUGCUGUACAGAAACUGGCCACAUGUUAUUUCUUCACAGUGGAGUUUGGUCUGUGUAAGCAGGAUGGUAGGCUGAGGGCUUAUGGAGCUGGACUCCUCUCCUCCAUCAGUGAACUCAAGCAUGCUUUGUCUGGCAAGGCCCACAUCCUUCCAUUUGACCCCAUGGUGACCUGUAAUCAGGAGUGCUUAAUAACUACGUUCCAAGAUGUUUACUUUGUUUCCGACAGUUUUGAGGAAGCCAAGAACAAAAUGAGGGAGUUUGCUAAGACCAUUUGGCGUCCAUUCACAGUCCACUACGACCCCUACACCCAGAGUGUGGAUGUCCUGAAGGACACCAGCAGCAUCAACAGCAUGGUGAAAGACAUCCGGCAUGAGCUGGACAUUGUAGAAGAUGCCCUGAAUCGACUCAACAAACACCUGAGAGUCUGAGAGUUGGUUGUUAUGAG
Epinephelus fuscoguttatus (brown-marbled grouper) is the source of this 1478-nucleotide messenger RNA. Its product is annotated as tryptophan 5-hydroxylase 1-like. The record is from RefSeq and is a predicted model, not a curated record. Gene Ontology annotation, molecular function: iron ion binding; tryptophan 5-monooxygenase activity. The transcript has 11 exons. Lineage: Eukaryota; Metazoa; Chordata; Actinopteri; Perciformes; Serranidae. Bases 1 to 1461 code for a protein of 486 amino acids. Gene Ontology annotation, cellular component: neuron projection. Gene Ontology annotation, biological process: aromatic amino acid metabolic process; serotonin biosynthetic process.